Messenger RNA from Larimichthys crocea (large yellow croaker), 2617 nucleotides. RefSeq names its product forkhead box protein N2-like. Gene Ontology annotation, molecular function: DNA-binding transcription factor activity; cis-regulatory region sequence-specific DNA binding. The transcript is spliced from 5 exons. Lineage: Eukaryota; Metazoa; Chordata; Actinopteri; Sciaenidae. The record is from RefSeq and is a predicted model, not a curated record. Gene Ontology annotation, biological process: regulation of DNA-templated transcription. Gene Ontology annotation, cellular component: nucleus. Bases 367 to 1497 code for a protein of 376 amino acids.
UAUAAAAAGUAAUUAUAAUAGUUUUUUGAAUAGUCAUAAUAAUGUGAUCAUAGUGUUUCAGCCCCUUGAUUAAACUUUACCACUCUGUUAUGUUUAAUUACUGCUGGCUGGUUGUUGAGCUCGGGAGCGCGCCCGGGAGCGUGCGCACUGCAAAGCGUCCUUUUCGUUUCCAUGGUAACCCCGGACGGCAACAGAACACGGAGGGAGAGGUGUCCGACCCCGGUUCUAGCUUUACACAGCAGAAAUUCACCUUUAACUUUUAAAAAACGACCUGUUUUUGGACCAUUAAGGAGCUCUGAAUCAUCGUGUUUGACAACUGGCAGUGCUAAGGCUGAAUGAUCCUGGAAGUUUCCUCCUGGGAGAGAGAUGGAGAAUAGCUCUCACACACUGCCACCCUCGUCACCAUGUCUUACCACUUUCGGGGGAUCCCUUCAUUUUUCUUCCUCGCCGCAGCAGACCUGCUCAGACGGUCGUGUUUCUCUCCCACUUUCACCCAUUUCAUCCCCUCCGUCCCCAACCUCACUUUCUCCAGCAACAGCAGAGUCUGUUCACUCUUCGUCCCCUCUUUCACACUGCGCAGUGUCUCAAAGCUUCGAUGGACAAAACACACAGGGCCUCAGCCCGGCAAACAUAUCUGACCAAGAUGACCUGACAUGCCUCAGCUGGCUGCAUCAGAGGGGAAACCUGCUACCACUGCAGCCUCUUCCCAAAAUGGCACCACUGCCUCAGUUAGAGUCCCAUCCUCUUCCUCCUGCCUCGUCAAAGCCACCAUACUCCUUUAGCAGUCUGAUUUUCAUGGCAAUAGAAGAUUCACCCGACAAGAGGCUUCCAGUGAAGGAAAUCUACGAAUGGAUUGUGAACAAUUUCCCCUACUACAGGACAGCCACAGGAGGCUGGAGGAACUCUGUUAGACACAACCUGUCCCUGAGCAAGAGCUUUCGUCGCAUUCAGAGGGACAAGAGCCAGUCAGUGGGGAAGGGAUCGCUGUGGUGUGUGUGUCCAGAGUAUCGGCCGGCACUCCUCGAGGUGCUGAGGAAGACGCACAGUUAUCACAGUACCAACAGCAGUCUGAUAAACAAGCCUGCACUGUUGGAAGGAGCUGAGUUUGGGGUGCCGGCAGUGUGUGACUCUUUUGAAAUAUCAGAUCCUCUUUCUCACACCCUCCUCCUCUCCUCGCCCUCACCCCAAACGUUGACCAACGAUAACCCAACCCUCUCGGAAAACCCGCCGUGCCCUUUGACUCCGGAUCACGAAGAGCUUGUCACCAUGGAGUCAGUCGAUUACCAGCAGGAAGAAGUCAGCGAGGAGAUGGAGAAGGACCCCCUGUCAGACAGUGGGUACAUUGAGUUACACUAUUACCAGUCCCACCAGUACCAGUACCUGGUGCUGCCGGGUGACACCGAGCUGGACCUGGAGACUGUGGAGAUCCUUCAGCUGGAUGCCGAGGCCCAGGAAGCUGCUGGGUCACUGCUUGACCUAGCAGGUGGUGGAUAUUAAUAUUAUAUCCCAUAAAAAAAAUCACAACUGAUGCAACGCUCCAAUCCAGUGUAACCAAAUACGGCAGAUUUAUGUUUUAAAUGAUAUGACAUGAUAAUGGCUGGAGUGAUGAUGUUUGACAAAUUGGCUGCUUCUCCCUGAGACACUGACACUGCCCUAAAGCUUCUGUAUUGUUUGUAGUUAGGUAAAAAUAUAUAAUCAACUCUUUGAUGGACUAACAAGACUACGGAUCAUAUUGCUUCACAUGUAUUUAGGCACUUUCAAUGCAGAAGCUGAAUUUACCACUAUACAGUGACAACCUGGACAGAGACUUGAGAGUGCAAAAUGAAACUGGACAAAAUUAUGCUCUGAGAUUAAGUAUUAAUGCUAUGGUCUUCAAUACAAUACUGUGAUUUUUAACACAUUAAGUUCAUUCUCAGGGGUGGAAGGAGUGCUUCCAACUCAUGUAGAAGUACUGUUUCUUGACUACAAUGUCUCCAACUUUAAGUAAGAUUUAUACGGCAUUGAAACAAGCACAAGAAAAGUAUAAGUAUAGAUAUUUUUAGGAAUACACUGAGCAGCACCUCAUGUUUAGGUUUUUAUUGAAGUUACAUCACGAGAAAAUAAAACGUUAAAUUGAAUAUCUUGCCCUUUAGCACUGUUACUGUAGCCUACUCUGAAAAUGUUGUCUUUCUAAAAGUAGUUCAUAGUUCUUUUAAAUGUUUAAGUUAUAAUGUAGUUGUGAUUGUAGUUUGCACUCAAAGAGUGGAAAAGCACUACUCAGUUAGCAUAAUAUAAAUACUUCCAAUUGUAUCGCUAAUUCAUUUCUUCUUUCUCCACCCAUUGGCCUUCUUCAGAUCACUUGUGCUAGAGUUGAUUCUAUGUACAUGUUGUCAUGUUACUGAAUCCCUGAACGUCCUUUCUGUGAAUCUGAACACCCACAUGCGAUCUUGUAAGCUUAAAUAAGCUGUUUCGAUCAGGAAUAGUUUGGAUUUUGAGUUUGAAAUGUAAGGUGGACUCACUGCCAUUUAAAACCACUUUACAUUUCAGGGUACACUGAAUUUCUGUUUGUAAAUUAAAUGUAUUUUUCCAAAGCUUUAGAUUUUGUAAUCUAACAAAUAAAAUCUGUCAUGCAAUAAAA